Molecule: messenger RNA, 2410 nt
Organism: Hevea brasiliensis (rubber tree)
Lineage: Eukaryota; Viridiplantae; Streptophyta; Magnoliopsida; Malpighiales; Euphorbiaceae
Product: probable glutamate carboxypeptidase LAMP1
Exons: 12
Coding region: 172-2283 (703 amino acids)
Molecular function (GO): carboxypeptidase activity
Source: RefSeq, a predicted model, not a curated record
ACGUUUCUUUAUUAUAUCAUUAUCAAUUCAAGAAACUGAUUAUUAUGUGUAGAUGUAAUAGGUCAAAUCAUCUCUCUCCUUCUCUCUCCGCUAAAUCAUUCAAAACCUCAAAACACACCUCCAAAAUAGCCUCAACAACAUUCAGGAAACAUCUCCUAAACACUAAGCUCCAUGUUCAAAACAGCCGCCUCUAUCCUCGUAUCCAUAGCGAUAUCUUUCAGCUUGCUCUUCUCUUCUCCUCCAAAAUCCUACUAUCACUCCCUCUACAUAUCCAAAUCCCUAUCCGAAAAUGCAUCCGUAUCACACCACCUCUACAUGCUCACCCGUCGGCCCCAUGUUGCUGGAACGGAAGCCAACGCUGAGGAUGCAGAAUAUGUUCUAUCCACUUUUGCUUCUUGCAACAUUAAAUCUCAUAAAACCUCCUAUGAUGUGUCCCUGACAUAUCCUGUUUCUCGUUCCUUAACUCUAACAAACCCACCUCCAGAACAACCGAUCAUAUUCGAUCUCCAUCAGCAGAUAUAUGAUGGGGAUCCAUAUGCAGAUGUGGCAAAUGAAGUUCUACCUACCUUUCAUGCCUAUGCAAAGUCAGGAACUGUAAGUGGACCUGUGGUUUAUGUAAAUUAUGGACGAGUGGAGGACUACACUACAUUGAAAAAAAUAGGCGUGAACGUAUCCGGAACAGUUGUGUUGGCAAGGUACGGACAGAUAUAUAGAGGAGACAUGGUGCAGAAUGCAUUUGAGGCAGGUGCUAUAGGGACAGUCAUCUACACAGACAGGAAAGACUAUGGCGGUGGAGCAAGUGGAGGAUGGUUUCCGGACGCCAAGUGGAUGCCUCCAAGCGGGGUCCAGGUAGGGUCUGUUUAUGAUGGAGCUGGUGAUCCCACCACCCCUGGAUGGGCAAGUAUCCAAGGAUGUGAGAGGCUAUCAGUUGAGGAAGUAGAAAAAGAAGGGUUUGUUCCAUUGAUACCGUCUUUGCCAAUAUCAGCAUCCGACGGUGAAACAGUCAUGAGAUCAGUGGGUGGACAAGUGGCUAACGAGGAUUGGCAAGGAAGCAAAGAUGGUCCAACUUAUAGGGUUGGACCAGGGCCAGGGGUUCUAAACCUCAGUUAUACUGGGAAGCAAACUAUUGCAACAAUUCAUAAUGUUAUUGGUGUAAUAGAAGGAGCAGAAGAACCUGAUCGAUUUGUCCUUCUGGGUAAUCAUCGGGAUGCAUGGACAUUUGGAGCUGUUGAUCCCAACAGUGGCACGGCAACACUGCUAGAGGUUGCUCAAAGAUUUGAAAAGCUACAGAAAAGAGGGUGGAAACCUCGAAGAACAAUUGUCCUGUGCAAUUGGGACGCAGAGGAAUAUGGCCUGAUAGGAUCAACCGAAUGGGUAGAAGACAACAGAGAGAUGCUAGCUUCAAGGGCCGUAGCCUACUUGAAUGUUGAUUCUGCAGUGUCUGGAGCAGAAUUUCAUGGCUCUGCAACUCCUCAACUUGAUGAACUACUCAUACAGGCUACUAAACAGGUUCAAGACCCUGAUAACUCAUCACGAACCAUCUAUGAGUCAUGGGUUAGUUCCAGCGGCUCUCCUGUGAUUGAGAGAUUGGGUGGUGGAGGGUCAGAUUAUGCAGCUUUUGUGCAACAUAUCGGUGUUGCAUCAGCUGAUUUAUCUUAUGGAAGAGGGUACCCAGUAUACCACUCAAUGUACGAUGACUUCGUCUGGAUGAAGAAGUUUGGUGACCCCAUGUUUCAAAGACACAUCGCAGUGGCUAGUGUUUGGGGUUUGGUUGCUCUUCAGUUAGCAGAUGAGGAGUUUUUACCUUUUAAUUAUCUCUCCUAUGCAUAUGAGCUCCAGAAAAGUGCAAAGGACUUGGAAGAUGAGAUCUCAGAUCAGGGCAUACGCCUUGAUCCCUUAUUCAAGUCCAUUGACGAUCUAACAAAAGCAGCCACCAAAAUAUAUAAUGAGAGAAAGGCAAUAGAAGAAAGCAGAGGCUGGGGAUCAAUAUUGAAGAAAGACCAUUUAAGAGUGAGAGAACUCAAUGACAGACUGAUGAUGGCAGAACGAGCAUUUACAGACCAAGAUGGACUCUCUGGGAGGCCAUGGAAUAAGCAUUUGAUAUACGCACCCUCAAAGCAUAAUGACUAUGGAUCCAAGUCCUUUCCUGGAAUUGAUGAUGCCAUUGACAAGGCAAAGAAGCUUAAAACUCCAGAGUCAUGGCACUAUGUACAACAUGAAGUUUGGAGAGUCUCUAGAGCUGUCAGACAUGUCUCAUUAGUCCUCCGUGGUGAGCUAACAUGAAUAUGUACAAUAUAAUCACAUUAUGAAGUUCCUGUACGCUAUGCUGAGUAUGAAAUUUCACAAAGACAAUAUCGCAUAUAAUUUAGAAAUUCCACUUAAAAAGGCUGACUUGCCAAAUUUCUUUUCA